Molecule: messenger RNA, 309 nt
Organism: Linnemannia hyalina
Lineage: Eukaryota; Fungi; Mortierellomycota; Mortierellomycetes; Mortierellales; Mortierellaceae
Source: the annotation of a GenBank genome assembly
AUGUCAAACAGGAACCCAGACUCAUACCCUAUGUCACUCAAAUCAUACAUCCUAGGAAGCUACAUCUUCCAGAAACUUUUCUCCCUCUCAAUUUGGUUCAUCCUUCUCGGGAUCCCUACAAUCAUCAUCGUCACCCUCUUCUUCUACACCGCCAAGGGCACCGGGAAUGUCGCCGGAUUCAUCGUCGACAAGACCGCAAAACGCGUCAGGAGUUAUCAGCUACAGCAGCGGAAACGUGACAAGGUCGAGCCUGCUAUUGGAUCACAGCAACAACAGCAACAACAAUAUCGAGCCAACACCUUUGUCUGA